CAAUGGGCUACUUUUGCCAGAGCCUGGUACCUCCUCGAUGCGAAGAUGCAGCCACCAGGAAAAAUAGCAGCUGCGACUGUAAUCAGACUUGAAGGCAGGCAUAAACCUAUUUAUCAUGCACUAAAUGACUGCGGAGAUCAUGUUGUCAUAAUAAAUACAAGACAUAUUGCCUUCUCUGGUAACAAAUGGGAACAGAAAGUAUAUUCUUCACAUACUGGCUAUCCUGGUGGUUUCAAACAAGUGACUGCAACUCAGCUCCAUUUGAAGGAUCCAACUGCUAUUGUUAAACUGACUGUUUAUAGAAUGCUUCCAAAAAACCUUCAGAGAAGAACUAUGAUGCAGAGGCUGCACCUGUUCCCGGAAGAUGUUAUUCCGGAAGACAUACAGAAGAAUCUUCUACAAGAGAUUCCUCAGCCACGUGAAGUUCCCAAGAGGUUAGAUGAAUAUACACCAGAAGAAAUUGCUGCCUUUCCACAGGUUUGGACUCCGUAA
Pelecanus crispus (Dalmatian pelican) is the source of this 492-nucleotide messenger RNA. The record is from RefSeq and is a predicted model, not a curated record. NCBI's taxonomy places the organism in Eukaryota, Metazoa, Chordata, Aves, Pelecaniformes, Pelecanidae.